UAAUGAAUUGGAGGUCACUUCCACAAUGGGGAAAUUGAACGUUCCCAUUCUCUCUGCAGUGUGCACAGCAGAUGGCCAGUUCAUUGUAGCAAUCACCAGGAACCUGACCCGUCCUACCCUCAACCUGUCAUCUCUGUACGUGAAGGAUGGACAUGAAGCUGAGUGCAGGCCGAAGCUCAUCACAGCGGAACUUGUAGCCUUCCGUUUCCCAAUUACCUCUUGCGGCUCGACCCAGCGGGAGGAGAAUGGGAGCUUUGUGUAUGAAACGGAUGUCUUGGGGAAGAGGAUGAUUCAGACGGGGCCACUGGGCUCAAUAACCCGGGACAGCACCUUCAGGUGA
Messenger RNA from Chiloscyllium plagiosum (whitespotted bambooshark), 340 nucleotides. The record is from RefSeq and is a predicted model, not a curated record. NCBI's taxonomy places the organism in Eukaryota, Metazoa, Chordata, Chondrichthyes, Orectolobiformes, Hemiscylliidae.